Messenger RNA from Cottoperca gobio, 4525 nucleotides. RefSeq names its product choline kinase alpha (gene chka). The record is from RefSeq and is a predicted model, not a curated record. Gene Ontology annotation, molecular function: ethanolamine kinase activity; choline kinase activity. Gene Ontology annotation, biological process: phosphatidylethanolamine biosynthetic process; CDP-choline pathway. Gene Ontology annotation, cellular component: cytoplasm. The transcript is spliced from 11 exons. The coding region runs from base 295 to 1485 and encodes 396 amino acids. NCBI's taxonomy places the organism in Eukaryota, Metazoa, Chordata, Actinopteri, Perciformes, Bovichtidae.
GCCUGCACAUCGGCACGUCCCUCAGACCUUAUUCAUUCUUUGCCGGUAGCGGAACCUCUUGCUGUCUAUCUCAGUUACCAGACUUCUCUUCAAAGCUAGACACUUCGCAUUUUUACCAACGAAAAAUAAAGAAACAAUCUGCAACACUCUGUCCUUCACACAUUUACAGAGUGAAAAGACAUUUGUAGCCGGAUAACCGAAAUACAUCCUCCUGCGACACCAGAUCAGCUUAGUCGCUCUGUGGCGUGUUCAACUGAGAAUACUUGCGUUGUAUUACUCUUGAAAAACCCCAAAAUGAAAACCAAAUUCAUCAACGGGGUUUCUUCUUCCCCCUCCAUGUCGCUGGGGCUGCUGGUGACCGAGAACGCCCUGCAGGUUCAGCCCGACACCGAGGAGGAAUGCAAUGCAUUGGACCAGCCCGAUCUGGACACCCAGUGCAAGGCUUAUCUGUGGUGCAGAGAGUUCCUCCAUGGAGCCUGGAAAAGCCUGGCUGAGGAAGAUUUCCACAUCACCAUAAUACGGGGUGGUCUGAGCAACAAGCUCUUCCUGUGCAGCCUCCCUGACAGCCAGGAGACUGUUGGGGACGAGCCCAGGAGCGUCCUGCUGCGCCUCUAUGGGGCCAUCCUGCAGGGGGCGGAGGCCAUGGUGUUGGAGAGUGUGAUGUUUGCUAUCUUGGCGGAGAGGGAGCUGGGACCUAAACUCUAUGGUAUUUUCCCUCAGGGCCGGCUGGAGCAGUAUGUCCCUAGUCGUAAACUGGACACCUGUGAGUUGAGCGACCCCAGCAUCUCAGCGGAGGUUGCAGAGAAGAUGGCCAAGUUUCAUGUAAUGAGGAUGCCCUUCAACAAGGAACCCAAGUGGCUGUUUGGAACCAUGGACAAGUACCUGAGCCAAGUCAUGAGGCUGAACUUCACCAGAGAGUCCCACCUGCGGCGCUUCAACCGCCUGCGCAGCUACAACCUGCUACAGGAGAUGGAUAUGCUCAAGUCUCUGCUGGAGUCCACCCACUAUCCUGUAGUGUUCUGCCACAACGACUGUCAAGAAGGAAACAUCCUGCUGCUGAAGGGCCACAAACAGAAGCUGAUGCUCAUUGACUUUGAGUAUAGCAGCUACAAUUACAGGGGAUUUGAUAUUGGCAACCAUUUCUGUGAAUGGAUGUACGACUACAACUGUGAGGAGUUUCCUUUCUUCAAAGUUAAUGCUCAUGCCUACCCUUCAAAGGCCCAGCAGCUGCACUUCAUUGAAAGCUACCUGCGUGAGUCUGAUGGAGGGUUUGACAACCUGAGUGAAGAGGACCAAAUGAAGCUGAAGGAGGAGCUGCACGUGGAGGUCAACAGGUUCUCCCUGGCAUCCCACUUUUUUUGGGGCUUGUGGUCCAUCAUCCAGGCCCGGCUCUCUACCAUCAAGUUUGGAUACAUGGAGUACGCCCAGGCCAGAUUUGAUGCCUACUUCCAGCAGAAGAAGAUCUGGGCUAAUGGAGCGAAAUGAUUGGAUGGACUGACAACACGUUUAGCCAAUCGGCAGGAAGAGAACAUGCAGGCUGAUAAAGACUCCACCAUCCGCGCUUUACCUAUACUCCCCGACUUGUGAGGAAUUGCUGGCUGGCUGCUGUUGGUGUUGUGUUGACCAAAGCCAAAACGUGCUUAAGGUACACCCCAAAAUCCAUUGCAGCUCAAAGUUUACACUGUGUAACUCCCUGAGAGCCAAAAAAAAAAAAAAAACACUGACUUGUACUAACCUUCAUCACUGGUCAGAUCUGCUCUCUGCUUCUGCCUUGUUCGAACCAUAUCACUAACACGAGGGUUAUGUUUUGAGCAGCAGAGAGGUGGUAACAGCUAGAUUUGAAAUGUUAACAUUGCAUCAAUGUAUAUGUAUUGAUCGUUCCCUUAUGGAAAUGUUCUGUUGGAAAUAACCAAAAUGUGAACUUGGCUUGGUAGAUUCCCGCUUACUAGAGCAGCCGGUUGCUAACUAUGUAUAUUAUAUAUAGAACCCAAUGUGCCAGUACCCUGGUCCGGUUUGUUACUGAUGGACUGACUUGUUGGCUGGUGGAAUCAUGACUUGAUCGACAGGUCAGACUGAUGUCUACAUUUCUAGAUAUUACACUUGCUGUUUGUUUGAUUUUCUUUUUUUAAAUGGUUGUAUUUGACAUUUUCUUCAGGCAUGGCCAGGGCAAAUACAGUAAUGUGGUAUUUCCAAUUAUGUGAAUAGAUGAGAUUCCUUUUUCUGGGCGGCUGGUUAUACUCCUCAAAGACAUCAACCAUCAGGUAUUUCCAUUAUAAUUAGGUCUGUUUAUUUGUGGCUUCCUUGCUAGUAAUUACACUGAUUAGCUGUGACCUUUUUCAACCGGUUCAAGUUUGGAAGGUUAAUGGUAUUAUUAUGAAACUGACAAGUAGAUCCACAGCUCUGUGUAGUUUACACAUUGGGUAUUAACAUCUGCGUUGUCUGAUUUAGAGAAAAGACAUUCCAGCCAUGCUUUAUAAGCCUGGGAAAGUGUUGCUAAACACUAGGGAGCUAACUGACCAUAUUCUUUGCUUUUUUACUUUUAUAUAUGUUCAGUGCAUUGAAGAAAACAUCACACAGUACACAUGAAGAUGGUUCCUUGUUGUGGUAAUGGAUUAUUUGGCGAUGUCGCUGGUUUAUUGACACCUACUCCCAAAUUGCCUCAUCAUCGUACCCAUUAUCCAGAAUAAUGACACAGGCGGUCACAUCAUACUGCACAGCUGAAUUUUGCAUAGAUGACUUGUUUAGUUAAGUUGUAGCUGGACAGUAACUCUGUUAAAGGGGCAUCUAGUAAAUAUGGCUUUUAGAUGGUCAGAUGAAAAACUGUGACCAACGUGUUCUGUUGUCUCUGAUCCAAACAUCCUGAGACUAGCUCAAUUCUACCUCACCCCUUCAAGUCAUUAUAUGUGCACCAACUCUGCUAUGUCCACAGAUAGACAGAUUCAUCAUCUGCUGCUAACAUCCUUCACUCUGCCUUUAAACCACACCUUUAUAUCUUGAAUUUUAGUUUUCUUGGCACCUCUCGGUGAAAAAACUACUUUUGUCUUGAUUAGUAUUCCUCUUUCCACUCUAACUAGGAUCAGUACAAGCUAGCUUCUCAUCUCACCACAUCAGUAGCAUUUCCUAUUAGACUUAAUUAGAAAUGCUAACUGGCAGAAAAGCGUUCCAUGCUAGAAACUGUUUUCUAGCGUAUCACAUAUUGGAAGGGUGCUGUACCCAGUGAAGAAGAACACACUAAAAAUGGCCUUUUGCUCAGCCCACGCCUUUAGUUAAAGUUGCUAAUCAAGCUUUCCAUUCUCACACGGCACAUAUGCAGUUUAAAAUUAAAACGGUAGAUUUACCACCCAAGAUUUGUAGUACUGAUGUCAGAAAGUGGUAGACAAAGCAGUCACUAGCCAGAGUCCAUCAAAUCUGACGACUGUAAUGACGACUGUCGCUCGCAGAUUAUCAGUUACGGCUAGCUAGCUAGCUAGCUAAUUAAGCUAAUGUAACCUCCAUGAGUUUGUUGAAACUGCUGUCGCUAGCUGACUUUUAAUUGCUUACAGCUAACUCGUUUUAGUUUAAGAACACCUACAAAGGAGUUAAAUAUGACAGAUAUUAGAUAUUGACAGCUACAUAAAUUAUAUAAUUAUCCUCACCAGUUCAUGUAUAACACAUAGAAAUAAAGAAGCAGCAUUAUUCGAGCCAGUUAGUCCUUGUAUUCUAAGAAUGAUGAGGAAAAAUACAGUAUCUGUUUUUCAUUCUAACAUUAUGUGUUUUGCUGCUUCGUUUUAAGUUACAUACUUGUUAGUAUUUUCAAACGGCCAGUUUUAACUCUUACAAAAGAAUACGUUCUUAUGAUAUGUUUGGCAAAAAUAAAGCUUCAUUGAGUAAUGUUGCUGGAGUGGGAGUUAAGUGUAAACUUUCCCAACGUUAGCCUGAACUCUGAUAGCGUCCACGACCAGCUUCCAUCCACUGGGAAGAUACCACACAGUCCAUGUAGCCUACUAGUUGUGAGCAUGCUCUUAUUUCUGGUUUUGAAAAGACUAACAUAUAUGACAUCAUUCUCCAAACUCUUUAAAUGAUGAGCAUCACUCUUACUUUACCCCACGUGGAGAAAUCCAUAGCUGGACAGGCCUGCUAUAGUUACAGGCGCUAAGCCAUGAUUGGACAAUCACUGUUUGGGACAGGGGUUUAGCGAAAGUCUAUUGAAAAGCUGAAAAUCAGCUGAAAACACUUUAGUGGAUACUUGUUUAUCGCUAAUUGUAUGAUUGAAAAAUGAGCGCUGUACAACCGGCUGACAUGCAUCUCCAUGUUUGGUUGUAGCAUCAUGUAUGCAUCAGGGUAUAUUCCCCGCCUACCUGUGAGCACUGGGACGUAGUGUGGAAGCCACCGAAUGACUCGUGGAGUGUACAUCUACAGUGUACACAGAGCUGAGGGAACUGAGCUGGAUCAUGUAUACUAGUCACCUAAAACUGUAACAAUCCAGAGGUGUUUGAAUGUCACUUUUGAUCUUAGAACCUGAGAAAUAUAUAUAUAUAUAUAUAUA